AUGUCCAAUCAUAGCCCCGAAAUUGACGCGCGCCGCAGUUUAUGGGCGUGUUUAACACUGAAGUGGGCGGGGUUACGAUGGCACUUGGUGGAUUUGCUGCGCGGACGGACCCGAAUCAGAGUAGACAACCGGCACCAGGCCCAUGGCACUUCCUUUAACCACAUCAUCACCAUGGACCUACAUGCAUCUCAAAUUCAGGGGUUCUUUGACAUCCCAGUUGAUAACUUGUACGCUGAGCCGGCAGUCCUCAAAUGGAUAAAAGAAAAUAUCAAUGAAUGGAAGAAUUGCACCAUUGUUUCUCCUGAUGCUGGUGGAGCCAAGAGAGUGACAUCCAUCGCAGACCGCCUGAAUGUGGACUUUGCCCUAAUCCAUAAGGAGCGGAAAAAGGCCAAUGAGGUGGAUCGUAUGGUGUUGGUUGGGGACGUGAAGGACCGAGUGGCGAUUUUAGUAGACGACAUGGCAGACACGUGUGGGACAGUAUGUCACGCGGCUGACAAAUUGGUGUCUGCGGAAGCCACUAAAGUGUAUGCCAUCUUGACUCAUGGCAUCUUCUCUGGGCCAGCCAUUUCUCGUAUCAAUAAUGCCAACUUCGAGGCAGUUGUGGUCACCAACACAAUUCCACAGGAGGACAAAAUCAAACACUGCAACAAGAUUCAGGUGAUCGACAUUUCUAUGAUCCUGGCUGAAGCUAUUAGGCGAACUCAUAAUGGGGAGUCAGUUUCAUACUUGUUUAGUCAUGUCCCCUUAUAACAUAUACACACACGUACAGACAACAUGUCUUCACGCAUGCCAUCACUGUGUACAAACUCAUAUGAUGGAGAACCAUUGCUGGCUCUGUUAAGCCAUGUUCCUUUGUAAGAGUCUCAUACAUGCACCAUUUAACUGAAGACAUAUUCUGGACCGUGAAUGAAAGCCCUUUGUGCAACACACAGUUCCCUCUUUCUGUUGCAUGUGCUGACUUACCUAUUUUCCAAGAGUAUUGUGAUAUGUAACAACUCCUAUCAUCAUUUCACCCAUCACUCUAUGGUAUAUAAAUGUUACCUGCAUGUUAGACUGAGGAUUCACUUGAACGUUGCUGUCUGUUAUUUUCUGCCUUAGAAACCAUUUAAAACCAAUGAGACGACAACCCCUGCUUAUAAUGAAAAAUCUCCUGUAAUACUGGAAUUUUUUUUAUGUUUUAGCUCUGAAGUUUGUGUAACUUAAAGGUACGAUAGAUGUUUAUGACUUUUGUAACACUUUAAUUUAGUUAUAGAAUCGAAUUACUAACAUGUGGUAGAUUGAAAUAGAAUAUGGGUUAAGCCCCUUUAGAUUGCCAUUGUUAUGGCAGCUGAUUUUUUUUUUCUUCAUUUGUUUCUCUUCUCAGGUUUCAGUUUUAGGUAGAUUUUUUUUCUUCUUCAUUACUUUAUUAAUUUUCAUCUCUUCAGGGUCUUUUGACAGGAUGAAAACCAAGAUCUUGGUGGAAAAAUGAGGUCACAUUUUUAAGUUGUGAUAAAAUGUUUCUUUUAUAUCUAUGUUCAUGUUUACAGUUACGCAGCGCUUUUGACUGCUUGAUCUGUGAACACAGAUCUGUGAAGUUCCCUUUAGAUUUGACUGAAGACACACCUAAAUCCUAAUUAAGUGGCUACUGUAGAAUUGGCCCAAACAAUCAGCUUGUUGAACUAUAUUUUUGUUGUUUCUUGCUUCUAACUGUGUGGGUCAGUGUGUUUGGUUUGAGUACGUUUCUUUUUCCAUGCUACUUAAGCGAGAACCGAGAUAAUACACUUAACAAUCCUACAGCUUACACUGGAGCAGUAAGUGAGAUGACAGCUUGAUUUGAUAGGUCUAUGCCGUUUGCCUUAAUGAAGGAGAAAGAUGCUGACGAUUGUAUCUCAUCUGAAUGCAGAAUGAUGAGUAAAGUAUUUCAUGUAUAAACUGCA
This is a messenger RNA of Sinocyclocheilus grahami, 1916 nucleotides long. Its product is annotated as ribose-phosphate pyrophosphokinase 1-like. The coding region runs from base 1 to 750 and encodes 249 amino acids. Gene Ontology annotation, molecular function: ATP binding; ribose phosphate diphosphokinase activity; magnesium ion binding. Gene Ontology annotation, biological process: ribonucleoside monophosphate biosynthetic process; 5-phosphoribose 1-diphosphate biosynthetic process; purine nucleotide biosynthetic process. Gene Ontology annotation, cellular component: cytoplasm; ribose phosphate diphosphokinase complex. Lineage: Eukaryota; Metazoa; Chordata; Actinopteri; Cypriniformes; Cyprinidae. The transcript is spliced from 5 exons. The record is from RefSeq and is a predicted model, not a curated record.